Molecule: messenger RNA, 1008 nt
Organism: Papilio machaon (common yellow swallowtail)
Lineage: Eukaryota; Metazoa; Arthropoda; Insecta; Lepidoptera; Papilionidae
Gene: FRG1
Product: protein FRG1 homolog
Exons: 5
Coding region: 151-933 (260 amino acids)
Cellular component (GO): nucleolus; striated muscle dense body; catalytic step 2 spliceosome
Molecular function (GO): actin filament binding
Source: RefSeq, a predicted model, not a curated record
CUGAUCAUUUUGAACUUAUUUGUGUAUUUUAUUUUAAAAUUCAAUGCGAGAAUGUCUACCGAGAGCCAGAUUUUUGGUUUAUAAUUGUUUCGUAUUGUGUGUCUUCAAUUUCUUCACGCUAACUUCAUCAUUUCAAUUUGAAAGAAAACGAUGACAGAUGAGUAUGCAGCUGUUAAAAGAGGGAAGUUGGUUUUGAAGGGAGACAAACCUAAAGCAAAAAAACGCAAGCACAAGAGAGGUGACAAAGGAGAUGAAGCAAAGGUGGACGAGGACUGUGUCAAGCAUGGCGGAUGGUGGAGAGUGACAGCAGCCGAAGAGAUCACGGGAUCUGUUGCCAUUGAGUUUGGCAGAAACACCUAUGUCUCUGCUCUAGAUAAUGGUUUAUUUACAAUAGGGGCACCGCAUGACGAGGGUGAUGGGCCAUCACCCGAAGAGAUAUUCACUGCAUUCCCCGCUGGAGACAAUAAGUUCGCACUAAAAUCGGGCUACGGCAAAUACCUCGGGGUCACCAAGGACGGAAUGGUGGUCGGCAGGUCUGAUGCCGUGGGCCCCAUGGAGCAGUGGGAGCCUGUGUUCCAAGAUGGUCGGACGGCAAUCCUGAGUGCACUCAACAAGUUCGUGUCAGUGGAUGCGGCGGAGGACGCGGUGGUGGCGCAGCUGAGCGGCGCCGACGAGCGCGCACACUGCGCAGUGCGCACCGCCCGCCCGCGCGCCGCCGCCCCGCGCCCCGCCGACGCAGACGACACAGACGUAGGCGACCUCACCACGCUCGAACUCAACUACGUAAAAAAAUAUCAAAAGUUUCAAGACAAGAAGGUGCGUGUGUCGGAGGAGGGCGCGGGCUCGCUGGCGGCGGCGCGGGCUCGGGGCGCGCUGCACGAGGCGCUGCUGGACCGCCGCGCGCGCCUCAAGGCCGACCGCUACUGCAAGUAGCCGCUGCUGGACCGCCGCGCGCGCCUCAAGGCCGACCGCUACUGCAAGUAGCCGCUGCUGGACCGCCGCGCGCGC